Molecule: messenger RNA, 540 nt
Organism: Caenorhabditis remanei
Lineage: Eukaryota; Metazoa; Nematoda; Chromadorea; Rhabditida; Rhabditidae
Exons: 3
Coding region: 1-540 (179 amino acids)
Source: RefSeq, a predicted model, not a curated record
AUGACUAACUUUACUCACCUCAUCACACUUUUUGCUACUUUCGCCAUUUCCUAUGGAGCUGACGAUGUUUGCCAUGUUGAUCAACUUCUGAUGCUUCCGGCUCCCGAAGACGUUUAUCACAAACAGUCUGCAAAAGAAGUCUUCCUGAAUGCCACUAUUCUUCCAUCUAUCUUCGUGAAUGCUCCAGAUCCAGUCUUCUUCAAAAACAUCACUAUUCCAUCUGUUUUGGAUACUCCAAAACUUUUGAAAACUAUCGAAUACAACGAGGAGGACUUCUCGGAAAACGUGGACGAUUCUCAAGAUUCUGAUGACGUCAUUCAUAUGAGAUGCAUGAAAACUGCUGGAUUCGUUGCUCAGUGCAUUAUUUUCUUGUUUGUGUUCACAAUCGUUACAAUGGACGUCGAGCACUUCGAAUACCCAGAAGAUGCACAAAUUUUCGUGGUCCACAAGCUGCACAAAGCUCAAGAAAUCCAAACCUGUCCACUGCCAACUAUCCAAAAUGUUCAAAUCAUCAAACGUGAACUCGAAUCGGAAUGUUAG